This is a messenger RNA of Tribolium madens (black flour beetle), 1344 nucleotides long. RefSeq names its product KRR1 small subunit processome component homolog (gene dbe). Gene Ontology annotation, cellular component: small-subunit processome; nucleolus. Bases 83 to 1126 code for a protein of 347 amino acids. The transcript has 2 exons. Gene Ontology annotation, molecular function: RNA binding. Lineage: Eukaryota; Metazoa; Arthropoda; Insecta; Coleoptera; Tenebrionidae. The record is from RefSeq and is a predicted model, not a curated record.
CUUGACUAUCCGUCAAAAGCUCGAAGCUUUUUUAUUGACGCAAGCACGUGUUUUUUGUAUCGAAGUGUUUUGUGAGUGAAAAAUGUCAGAUUCAAGCGAUGAUGAGUCUCAAACAGCAUCAGGCCCCGUCGAAAAUGCUUGGGAGAUGAAAAUUCCGGAAUUUAAGCCGGAGGAUAACCCCCAUGGCCUCUUGGAGGAAAGUUCCUUCGCGACGCUUUUUCCUCAAUAUCGGGAGCAAUAUUUGCGUCAAGUGUGGCCCCUCGUGCAAAAGACUUUAAACGAGCAUCACAUUAAAGCCGAAUUAGAUGUAGUUGAAGGAAGUAUGACUGUGAGAACAACACGGAAAACUUGGGACCCUUAUAUCAUUAUCAAAGCUCGAGACAUGAUCAAAUUAAUGUCACGCAGUGUUCCUUUCGAACAAGCCAAACGAGUUUUGAACGAUGACAUUGGUUGUGAUAUCAUUAAAAUAGGGAAAAUUACAAGGAAUAAAGAGAAGUUUGUUAAAAGAAGGCAAAGGUUGAUUGGCCCUAAUGGAUGUACUUUGAAGUCAAUUGAAUUGUUGACUAAUUGUUAUGUGUUGGUGCAAGGACAGACUGUGUCGGCUUUGGGGCCUUACAAAGGGUUGCAGCAAGUCAGGAAGAUUGUUGAAGAUACCAUGAAGAAUGUGCAUCCUAUUUAUAAUAUUAAAGCUUUGAUGAUUAAGAAAGAGUUAGCUAAAGAUCCUAAGUUGAAGAACGAGAAUUGGGAUCGAUUUUUGCCCAAGUUUGUUAAUAAAAAUAUCAGUAAACGGAAGCAACCUAAAAAGAAGAAGGAGAAGAAACCUUACACGCCAUUCCCGCCUCCACAAACUGAAAGCAAGAUUGAUAAGGAGUUGGCUUCUGGUGAAUACUUCCUUAACAAGGAACAAAAACGGCAAAAGAAACAGAAAGAGAAGAACGAAAAACAUGCGGCCGCCGCAAAGAAACGAGAAGAGAAAAGAAAUGAAGCGUUUAUCCCACCAUCUGAGGAACCCUCAACGUCGAAGAAAUCAUCCAAUGUUAACACGAAAGUUGAUAUAGCGUCACUUAAAGAAAAAAUCAUGAAGGCGCGGAAAGGAGCAAAAAUGUUUAAUAAACCUGUUAAAUAACCUGUUAAUAUUAUUUGACUUGACAUCCAAAUUUUGACAAUGUCUGAUUUAGAUGAAUAUGAAUCUCAAGAAAGAAUCGCUGUUAAAGAUGGCUUUUCAGUGCGUGUAGUUGAGUACAAGACCAUCAAGCUUAUGUCAAGUUUUUUAACAGUAUUUCUUUUAAUUGAUAUAAUUUUCUCCUGCAAACUUUUUCUUUCUGCAAUACAGAUCAGAUCGCA